This is a messenger RNA of Epithele typhae, 978 nucleotides long. RefSeq lists its product as uncharacterized. Bases 1 to 978 code for a protein of 325 amino acids. NCBI's taxonomy places the organism in Eukaryota, Fungi, Basidiomycota, Agaricomycetes, Polyporales, Epitheliaceae. The transcript has 18 exons. The record is from RefSeq and is a predicted model, not a curated record.
AUGGCAUCAACGACAACCGCAGCUCAAGUAGCCAACAUAGCCGAGUCCGUCAUGGGAGGCAUGUUCAUCGAAACAUUCAUUGCAUGCCUGCUCUACGGCAUCACCACCCUGCAGACCGCCUAUUACUUUCAAACAUACUCGGAUGACGAGACCUUCAUCAAGUGUCUCGUGGCGAUCAUCUGGAUGCUGGAGACUGCCCACACGGCCUUCUGCGUCGAGUUCGUCUACGAGUACCUCAUUGAAGACUUUGGCAACUUCUUCACCUUUAUGACCAUCAAGUGGGGCGUAGGGGCCACGGUCAUCUGCAGCGUUGGCAUCGCCACCUGCGUUCAAGGAUACUAUGUAUGGCGGGUGUGGGUCUUGAGCGGGAGGUCUAGGAUAUGGGCUGGACUGGUGGGUGCCCUCAUAGUGACCCGCGUUGUAUUUGGAAUUGCUUCUGCAGUCCUGUGCUACACCUGUCCAUCAUGGCCGGUUCUCCGAAGCAAGCGGUUUUCUCUCGUCACCGUCAGCGGAGGACUUGGGGCUGCCGCUCUCGCUGAUGUCGUCGUUGCCGUACUCUUGAGCUUCUAUCUCAAGCGAGGACGGCAUUCCGCCCCUCGGUCGCAGCAGUCCGAUUCCACCAUCAACCGGAUCCUCCUCUAUUCAGUCAACACCGGCGCGGUCACCUGCUCAGCCUCGCUGCUCUGCGUGAUCCUCUUUGCCGUGCAGACGAACAGCCUCAACUUCUUAGGCCUGGUGGAGAUCCAAGCCAAGCUGUACGCGAACUCUUUCCUGGGCUCGCUGAACGCGCGGAUGCUGCUGCGCGACACGCGCAUCAGGCAGCCCCUGUACUCCCAAGGCGAUGGCUCAGUUCGGCUACGCACGCCCGUGAUUGCAGUCUACCAACAGACAAUAUCCCGUACGGACCGCUCGGUGUCGAAGGGGUCUUCUGACUUUCGUCGUUCGGCCGACUUGAAAGAGCUGGAGUCACCGGCCUGA